Molecule: messenger RNA, 728 nt
Organism: Myotis davidii
Lineage: Eukaryota; Metazoa; Chordata; Mammalia; Chiroptera; Vespertilionidae
Product: transcription elongation factor A protein-like 8
Exons: 1
Coding region: 385-597 (70 amino acids)
Source: RefSeq, a predicted model, not a curated record
CAAUAACUACAUACCUAUCAAUAGUUACUUUAAAUGUAAAUGGAUUAAAUGCUCUAAUCCAAAGACAGGGUGGCUGAAUGGAGAAUAGGCCCAUCCAUAUGCUGCCUACAGGAGAACCACUUCAGAUCAAAAGAUACACAGAUUGAAAAUAAAGGAAUAGAAGAAGAUACUUCAGGCAAACGGAAAUGAAAAAAAAAAAGGUUGGGAAAGUGCCCCAGAUCCUUUUAGGACAUUUGGUCUUUUGGACGCAGCACAAAUUGAGUGAGGGAAGAAGGAGAAAAAUCUGCUGGAUCCCUGCAGAAUUAAUUUAUUCAAAAAGGAAAUAAUAGAAAAAUACUCAACAUGCAAAAGUCUUGUGAAGAAAAUGAAGGAACGCCAUAGAACAUGCCAAAGGCUGAGGAAGACCACCCUUCAGAAGAUGUACCGCAGGAGGCAGAAGGAAACCUUAGAAGCGGGUUGACUCAACCUGUCCAGGCGUUCAAAGAAGACACUCCCGUUAGGCAUUUUAACCCUGAAGAAAUGCUAAGAGGAAUAUAUGAGUUGGAAAGGCUUAGAGAAGAAAUAAGAGUAAGAAACAAGUUUUUGAUGAUGCAUUAAAAGCAAAGACAUUCUCGCAGAUGACCUUAUCCUGUGUGCUUUAGGCCUUGAAUUCUUUUUUUUAAUCUGAUAGUAAAACCUGGCGCCUGCUUUCUGUUAGCAUAUUCUGAUGUAUCUUUUAUCUUCGUUUU